Messenger RNA from Neospora caninum, 6462 nucleotides. RefSeq lists its product as hypothetical. NCBI's taxonomy places the organism in Eukaryota, Apicomplexa, Conoidasida, Eucoccidiorida, Sarcocystidae. The record is from RefSeq and is a predicted model, not a curated record. Bases 1 to 6462 code for a protein of 2153 amino acids. The transcript has 4 exons.
AUGUCGCAGACUGCGACAGCUUAUUGCGGAGUGCCCCGCCCUUCCUCCCCCCGGCACAAGAAGUUUCCUCACUGGAAUGCAGAUGGAAGCACGGCGUUUCCCUGCGCAGCCGCAGGACACGACUUGCCGCACGUGGAGCUUCCGGCCGCACCCGGUUUCUCUUCCUUUCCGUCGGCUCUGCCGCCCUCGCCGCCUGGCGCCCAGGCUUCGUUCUGUUCUUUCCAGUCGACCAGCACAACUGAGUGCAACCCUGGAACUACCGGCGCGUCCCGAGCCUCUCUCGAGUACGUGUUGCCGCUGUCGUCUCACUCGUCUCUCAUUCUUCCGUCGGGCGUGCUCGCGGCUGCCGGCUCUGGUCGUCCCCUCGUGACUUCGCUGUCGGCUCUGAAUCGAACUGCGCCUGUUCUUCUUCACGCGUAUGGAGAGCGCGAAGAGGAAAGCCCGAGGAUCGAGGAGAUCCCGUCGGAGGAGACAGAGCCGGAGGAAGCCGGGAAACUUGAGAAAAGAACCGAGGGCGAGGGGGUCGGCGCACACGGGUGCAUGCGGGAGAACGUUGCGUCGUUGCGAGGGAGUAGACAGGCAGGCGGAGGCACGCGCACUCGCGACAGAGAGAGCUGCAGCCCCGAGGGGAUGGAGUCAGAGGACGCCCACAGCGCGGCGGGCGGGGAGCAAGAAAAAGAAGAGUGGCAGCGAGGCGCCGAACGGCGGUCCGGGACGCAGUCCUCGUUGUCGCUCCUCUCUCGUGCCUCGUCCUCUUCGUUGUCCCCACGGAAGCUGAGGAGCCAGCUAGUUCCGGCUUCCGCGUCUUCGCUUUCUGCCCACAGAAGACAGGCCCCGUGGACAGCAGUUCGACAAGCCUAUCCGAACGUGCGCGUUGACCCCGGAAAGCACGCCGCUUCGACUGGCUCUUCUUCCUCUCUGCCCCAAGGGACGUCGCCGCCCCGGACGCCUCGAGCCCUGUUGAACUUUUUGCGGCAAACGAGCGCGCCCCUGGCGGCGGGAUUUCCACCGCCAAAGACGGACAGAGUCGCCUCUCGCCGGCGCAUCGGCACACGCCUCACCUCGCGUCUUCUCUCGCCUGCCGAGGUGUCUAGAAAGCUUCUCGAACAGUUCCCCGGCCCGCCGCCUGUGGCAGUGCCUGGCGAGCCGGACUGUCGCGGGCGAAGCGACGAGACCGGGAAGAAACCGAACAAGGUGGACGUCACCGGCCUUUGGGAGAAGUCGCCGACCCAACCUUUUCUCUCCCUGUCGAAAGGAGACAGCGAGAAACCGUUGCCGAAGAGGCACACCACCUUGUCGCUUGCGAGCACGCGGGCGACGCGGCUCUCUUCUUCUUCCUCACGGCUGCUGUCCCGCUUCACGCUGGCUUCUCUCUCGACUCGAAGGCACGAAACAGAGAAGCGACGCACUGUUUCAGGCACCCUCCCGCCAGUCCGCAGUCAGUCCGACCCUCAGGCUGCGUCCGCAGCUGGACAGCUUCCGUCUGCCUCCGAGCCCAGAGAGCCCAGCGCGGCGUACACCUACUCGCCAGCCUUCUCGCGUCUCUUGUCGCGCGCACCUUCUCUAAAGCGCCGCUCGUCCUUUCCUCGCAGCGCAGCGGCCGCGGAGUCUCCGGCCGCCGGACAGCGGCCUUCCAACGAGAGGGAGAGGCGAACGCUUCCCGUCCUCUCAAAGCGGAGUGUGUCUGCUGCUUCGCGGCUCUCGGGGGCUCGCCGUGGCUUCGAGGCCACGAAGAAGCGCGAACAGAAGAAAGACGACGGCCCACUGGCGGGGCUCUGGCGGCUCCUCUCCUUUGCCAGUGAGAACGGAGGGCGUGAUGUCUCCGGAGCGGACGCACCGGACAGGGAAACAGACACUGACGAAGAGGCAGUCGAUGCGUGGGGCGUCGCGCUGGAACGCGUCAACGCUGGCGAGCUGCGCAGGUCGCGCCCCGCGCCACCAGCCCGAGCCCUCAAAUCUCGCCCUUCUCUAAAAGACAGAGAGGCCCGCGGAGCGGCGAAUCGACCCAGCCAGGCUUUCACAGGAGCAGCGGUCUCCGCGAGGACUCUCGACGGCAUCCACGCGAAACAGAGCAACGACGGGGAACUCACGCGAGCUCGCAGCGCGCCUCCCGUGCAGCAGGCUGCCUCCACUGGAGACGUUGCCAGGUUUCCGGGACGUGCUGGCGAGCAAGAAAGAACACAGAGCUUGCCUACCGUUAAAGAAGACUCGUCCCCGGAGGCGAGUCUGCCGCAUGCAGGCGGAGACCCCCGCACUGCGCGCCAGUCUCUAUCUGUCAGCGAAGACGAGCGGUGUCUCCACUCGACCUGUUCCUCUCUCCCGCGAGCGACCGGAGUCCCGCCUCUCCUGCUGUCCAUCGAAAGGCUGUCGCCUGCCUUCUCACCGCCGCGCUCUGAACCUGCCGGCGGGGCGUCUCUCGGCCUCGAGGCGGUGCACGCGCAACUUGGCGAGGAGACAGAAGAGAACAGGGCCCAGGAGACUCGCCCCGGCAGCGCGGCCUUCUCGGCACAGCGGCGGGGCGUCGAGCUGUCGCCGCCGCACGCCGCACUGCCCCAGACAGGCCUGAAAAUGGACCGUGGACUUUCCGCAUUGUCGCGGUCUAGAGAGAGUCUGCUGUCUCUGGAAGAGGAAAGCAGGAUGAGCGACGACGGGGUGUCCGCCGCUCCUGCGAGGCUGUCUCCGCGCGAAGGCGAGCAGGCGCGCUCCAGUGAGGAACGUAGGAUCAUCCACAGCGCGUUUCUGUCGAAAGACAGUGCAGGUGGGACCUCUUCGACGCUUUCUUCCUUUCUGAGCAUGACCACGGCCCCGCGCGUCUCCGAGCGACGAAGUUCCGCGUGCUCGACGAUUCCAGUCGGCGCCCUUGAAGGACGAAGAAGACGCCUCGCCUCCCCUCGAGAUUUCCCUCCCCCCACAUUCGAACGCAUUCUCUUUGGACUCCCCAGCGAAGGAGAAGAGCAGGGGGAAGGGGAAGAAGAAGAGACAGAGAAGGAGUCAGAAGGCGAGGAGGAAGAGAACGAUGAAGACCGAGCGCGGGAGGCGCGGGAGGGAGAAGCGCAGGAGGCACGAGAACGGAGCAGACGAGAGGAGGCACGGCGCAGCGCGGGUUUGCGGGGUCGGAGCGGGAAAGCUCAGCGCGACGACGAGAGGGCGAAGCUGGGCAGGCAGCGGGAGAAGACGAGCGAGCGCGUUGAGCGGCGGAAGGCUGAGUCGGCGGAGGAGACGGCUGAGGCCGGCAACUCGUUGGUUGUCCCCGCUCUGUCAAUUCUCCCAGCGUUCUUCUCGGCGAUCCUGGCGAGCUCGGACGACGCGAACGGCGCGCCUAUCGCGUGGGACGAUGCGGCAGACACUGAGGAAACGCCGCGGGAGAAGGCGACAGGCAGCAAGGAGAGAAGCGGCCAGGCGAAGGGGGGAGCUUUCUGCCAGGCCCCGCAGAAGCCUCCGAGCGUUUCGAGCUCAGCAUCUCCGGACGCGAAAGCCCGCGCACGUCGAAGGAAGCAAGAACGCUCCUCGCGUGCGCGUAGUCGCGGUGCCGAUCUCUCGGGGGUUCAUCGCCCGCUCAACCUGCGGCAUCUGCGAGAUCUUCCGUCGCAUGCUUCCCUCUCUCCAGAAGAAAAGUUCCGGGACCUCGUGCAGAGACCGCGGGCUCGGCGCUCGGCUCCAUCUCGCGACGAUGUGGAAUCGGCGAGCGACUGCGCGUUCGAGAAACACGUCUCUUGCUCGUCUUGGAGACGCAGCCUCCGCAGAGAAGACGCGGCGCUCGUCUCGUCGCAGACUCGAUGUGGACCGGCCUGCCAGGGGUGGGCGCGAGAAGAGCGCGAGGGCGGGGCCGGCCGCUUCUCCGCUGCGAGGCGGCUACGAACGCGAAAGAGUUGCCUUUCUCUCUCCGAGGAAGGGGAGUCUGGAAGCUGGGGCCGUUGCGCGAGGCGGGAGAAAGAGGCGAAAAGAACCGGUCGCCGCCGGGACACACGUGGGAGGCAGGCCGCCAGCGCGCGGCGCAUGCGCCGCCGGCGCGAGGAGGGGCUUUCCCGCUACGACUCCUUGCCCUCGCGAGUCGCCUUCCAGAGUCCCUACACCGGAAGGGAGGCAGAGGAUGGACGUGGAAAGGCGUUCGCGGGACCGAGGAGAGUGUGGAGAAGAAGGGAGAGUGAGCGAGAAGAACGGGAAGACUGGUUUCGCGAAAUGCGCGUGAGACGAAGAGAACUCAGGGGCCAGGAAAUGGCUUUCGGCCCGCUCAUGGGCAGAUCCCGGGCGUUCUCGAGGCACACGAGGUUCUCUGCAUCCGAGGUUGACGCCUCAGACGCGUCUUGGAUUGAGCGACGGGGCAAAUGGAGAGAAGACAGUCUCCCUGCGUCGCCUCGAGAGGCCUUCCUAAGCGAGCGAAGGCGGCUGCGACCCCCCGUGAAGUCCCGCACGAAGGAAGCGUGGGCGAGACACGCGAUGCAUGCAGAGCGUUUCGCGAGGCCGACGCGCCCUCCUUCCCCAUCGGAAGUUUCCCUCUCGUCUUCUUGCUCGCUGGCGGCAUCGCAGUUCGCUUCGUCGUCUGAUUUUGUGUCAGACUUCGAAGAGCAGGCGAGAGGAAGGACCUUUGCCUGCAGAAGAGACACAUCGGCGAAGCGCGAGCGUUCGCGGUCUUCCGACUAUCUCCCUCCACAUUCGCUGUACAUACCGCCGCUGCGGCCAUUUCCCUCUGAGACCCAGAAUGGCCCCGAAGCGCGUCUCUCGAGAGUCGACAGCCUCAGACUCCCCGACUCCUUUCGCAGCGCUGUUCCACGAGGAAAAUUCGCUGCGUGCAGUGACGACGAAGACGACGGCGCUCGAUCUGUCCGGAAGGACCGGGACCACCUUGCGUCUCUCUUUGAACUUCCAUUCGCGUCCUCUCCGGCCCGCCGACGUCUCCAGAACAUCAUCAAUCGCCGCGCGCUUUUCAAGCUCUGCGACGAGCCGACCGGGUCUUCGCAAGAGAAAGACGCUCCUCGCCUUGGUUCAGCGGUGUCUACGCCUCGUUCGGACGUCGGCGGACAGGACGCGGGGCUCCAUGCCCCUCCAGGAAAGACAAAGAAAAUAGAGGUUCCCCAAGUGCUCCUCGAGCAGCUCGAAGAUCCCAAGGCUCCUGAGCCGCAGGAAGAACCGUCGCGGGAUCACCGGCGGGAGAAGAAAGAGAAAAGGGCGAGGGAACAGUUCUCGGAUCAAACGCAAGAGUGGCAGAGACCGUCGAACGUGCCUCAGCUUCCCAUCGAGAAGGCGCUUCACGGCCAGGAAGAAAAACGGGUCUUGGGAAGGCGGUCGCGCGCUGCAUCUGUCGUAACCAAACCUGAGACCGGAGGCGACGCGGCAGAAGCGCGGGGAUCCAUAUCUGAAGAGAAACAGAGGGCUCCUCCUUCGCGGGAAGAAGGGAAGCCACGAAAAGAAAAGAAGGAAGAAAGAAAGGGAACACCUAAAGAGAGGAGCAUCACAGCCAAAAAGGCACCUCACGAACGGCACCGAAAGAAGAAACACCCAACAACUCACCGAUCGAGAAGAAAGGCUCACUGUUCCUCUCUGUCGCCUUCUUCUUCUCCCUCUUCUUCUUCCUCUUCUUCUUCCUCUUCUGUCUCGUCUUCGCCUUCUCCCUCGGCUCCGGUUCGCGGGAAGUCUACAAGGCACUUUGCGUCGCGAGGCGAAAGGCGUGGGAAGGCAGCCGGAAUCCGCCGCGUGUCUUCUUCUUCCACUGCUUCCUCGUCUUCUUCUCGCCUUUCGUCUCAUGAGCGGGGACGCCUGCAGAGCCGGCGAGCGCGGCGCGAGGCCAGGCAAGGAGACAAGGAGAGCCGUGGGAGGCGGCACAGCUCGCGCCUGUCGGAUCCAGAGCUUCCAAGCGAGGACGAGUUAGUCGGCGCAGUUCGUCGCCUUCUCGACCAAGUGACCGAUAGAAGGCGACGCGAACCCGAGUCGGAAUCGGCUGCUCCGUUCGAGCUGUCCAGUCUGCAUGCAGUUCGUGCGGCGUUGCGUCGUCGUCAACAAGACCUCGAAACCGAGAGACGCGAGCUGAGGGAGAUUUGCGAGGGAGCCCGCAACAGCCAGCGAGGCGCGAAGUGCCCGGGAAAAAACACGCGGAGAGACAAGGCAGAGGCAGGCGCGUCGUUCCGAGAAAGUCCUCUCUGCUCGGAGAGAGACGCCAGGAAAAAAGGUGCGCGCCUCAGCCAGAAGAACGCCCUCCUUUUCGUGAAAUUGAAGUCGCCCGGGAGAGACAAAUCCUCGAGUCGCGAAGGCCCCACAGAUGUCCCUCACAGCUGCAGGCUUCAGAAGAAACCGUCUUUCCCGCAUGCCCCGUUCGUCUCGACGCGGCUGCUAAGCGCGCUGGACGAGAGACACCCCAAGCCGGCCGAGAAGCGAGAAACGCCGAGGGUUUCUGGUCCCCAGAAACACCACGACGCGAGCUCCAGCGAUGAAGACAUCCCCAGUGCCUUCAACAUCGUUUGGCAAUAG